Cebus imitator (Panamanian white-faced capuchin) is the source of this 1147-nucleotide messenger RNA. It is a transcript of the gene IMP4, whose product is annotated as IMP U3 small nucleolar ribonucleoprotein 4. The record is from RefSeq and is a predicted model, not a curated record. Gene Ontology annotation, molecular function: rRNA primary transcript binding; snoRNA binding. The transcript is spliced from 9 exons. Lineage: Eukaryota; Metazoa; Chordata; Mammalia; Primates; Cebidae. Bases 55 to 1014 code for a protein of 319 amino acids. Gene Ontology annotation, cellular component: Mpp10 complex; small-subunit processome; nucleolus. Gene Ontology annotation, biological process: rRNA processing.
CUCACAGGCGGAACCCACAGAUUUUCCCUGACCCACGUGGAAGCGGCGCUCAAGAUGCUGCGCCGCGAGGCCCGCCUGCGCCGCGAGUACCUGUACCGCAAGGCCCGCGAGGAGGCGCAGCGCUCGGCCCAGGAGAAGAAGGAGCGGCUGCGGCGCGCGCUCGAAGAAAACCGCCUGAUUCCCACUGAGUUACGCCGGGAAGCUCUGGCCUUACAGGGGUCCCUGGAGUUUGAUGAUGCUGGCGGUGAAGGUGUGACCAGCCACAUGGAUGAUGAAUACCGAUGGGCAGGAGUCGAGGAUCCCAAAGUCAUGAUCACUACCUCCCGAGACCCCAGUUCCCGCCUCAAGAUGUUUGCAAAGGAGCUGAAGCUCGUGUUCCCGGGAGCCCAGCGAAUGAACCGAGGUCGACAUGAAGUGGGGGCGCUGGUGCGAGCCUGCAAAGCCAACGGUGUGACCGACCUGCUGGUCGUCCACGAGCAUCGAGGCACACCUGUGGGGCUCAUCGUCAGCCACCUGCCCUUUGGCCCUACUGCCUACUUCACGCUGUGCAACGUGGUCAUGCGGCAUGACAUCCCAGACCUGGGCACCAUGUCGGAGGCCAAGCCCCACCUCAUCACACAUGGCUUCUCCUCCCGCCUGGGCAAGCGGGUAAGUCUGGGGGCCUUUGGGCCAGGGCUGUGGGCCAGGCCAGGCAUUUGCUACUCCCUUUCCCACUCUUUCCUUGUGGUCCAGGUCUCUGACAUCCUCCGAUACCUAUUUCCUGUGCCCAAAGACGACAGCCACCGGGUCAUCACCUUUGCAAACCAGGACGACUACAUAUCAUUCCGGCACCAUGUGUACAAGAAGACAGACCACCGCAACGUGGAGCUCACUGAGGUCGGGCCCCGCUUUGAGCUGAAGUUGUACAUGAUCCGCCUGGGCACGCUGGAGCAGGAGGCCACCGCAGACGUGGAGUGGCGCUGGCACCCUUACACCAAUACCGCACGCAAGAGGGUCUUCCUGAGCACCGACUGAGCCCACUCACCGGUUAGUCAGGACAGGGACUCUCGCAGACAGACUCGCCGGAGGGGCUCACCAACAGGCCCACUGAGCUGGGACGUGGAACUGUGGCGGGUGAAGAGGUGUGAAUAAACCUUCUGUGUCAUGU